This is a messenger RNA of Ruditapes philippinarum (Manila clam), 1757 nucleotides long. RefSeq lists its product as uncharacterized. Bases 104 to 841 code for a protein of 245 amino acids. NCBI's taxonomy places the organism in Eukaryota, Metazoa, Mollusca, Bivalvia, Venerida, Veneridae. The transcript has 4 exons. The record is from RefSeq and is a predicted model, not a curated record.
UGAAACAAUAACUUCUAAAUAAUGUACUGAAAGAACCCGCUAUUUCUCUUACUUUUGUGACUUUGAAACAAAUAUAGUUAACGGUUAGUUUGAGCUUAUUAAAAUGUGGAGAAAUAAACGGAAAUUUAUCAUAAAUCAUAUCAAGAAAGAACGGAAAGAUAUUUCCAAAUGGUUCCUUAUCCCAGGAAGCGUCCUGUGCGGAAUUUCUAUAUUAAUGUCUGUCCUGGCCGUCUCUUUACCGUACUGGGUUAGCGUAAACGAUGUGAUGGAGACCACCGUCGCCGGACUGACGGAUGACACGGAUGUGACGUAUUUUUACGGGUUGCUAAGAUACUGCUUGAAGAUGAAAGCUACUCAUCUUGAUACAGAUGAAUGUAAGGCCAAGGACUACUCGUCGUUAACUGGUUGGGAACAGACGACAUUAAUUACAUUCAUUGUUUCUAUUGUGCUUAAUGCUGUCGCCAUCGUGAAUGUGAUUUUAAAUCGCCGAUGUUGGAACAUGUUAUUUCUACUUAUUGGGGCAACACUAUUGGCAUUGGCCUCAGGUGCUUGUCAAGCAGUCGGGGUGUCACUGUACCAGAUCAAAGCUUCCGUCCUUGUCCUAGACAUUGGUGGAUUAACUACGGCAAAUUUCAAACCAGAAUUUUUCGGUGCAGCAUUCUGGUUCGCGUUCCUCAGUGCUGUAGGCUCUAUGACGGCUGGUCUGCUCCUGAUGUUAGGAACAUUUACAUGGAAGAGGCCAAAAAUAAUGCGCAAGAACAUGUACAAGACAACAGUUCGAGCUCCAGUCUGUCCGUACAAAGGCCGCCGUCCAGCUCUAAUAUCUAUAACCAACAUGUGAACUUAUAACCAAAUGUUAAGGAUAAAACUUUCAUUUAUAACAACAAAUUUGUCGAGUAAUACUACAUUUGUACAUCCACAGUUGAAGAGAAAUUAUUUUAAAAAAACAACACUUUUUAUAGAAUACAAGCGUGUACAAAGUUACCAAAAGCGCAAUAAACCCACAGAAGGAGGCUAUAGUAAUAAUUACGCCUGUGAAUUCUGGGGUUGCAGGGUCACAAACUACAUUUAACUUCAGAGAAACAAAUACAAUACAUUCACUUUUAGAGUUGUGUGUGUGCGUGCGUGCGUGUGUGCGUGCGUGUGUAGAAAUUCAUUGGGAUGUUAUCAAACAAUCGUUUGCAUCUAUUUUGAAACGGAAUUCAAUGCAGUAACUUUCAAUGUGGGUGGCUAAAAUGGUUACCUUUAUAUUUUGGAAGUUUAAAUUAUUUAUUAUGUAUCUAUUAAUAUAUCAACAAGCAUGCAUAACUUCUACUAAAGUAAAAUAUAUAAUUUCAUUAAUUUGUACUUAAAGCAGCAUGUCAAUUUUCACAUACAUUUCUAAAAUGUAUUAAAAAGUUAAAUAUUGUCAAGUGAACAAAGAAAGUAAUUUACACAUUGCAAACGGAACUAAAUAUCUACGAAAAUUAACAAAAAAGCUGGUCCGAACAGCAAAAAUAGCACAUACUGCGAUAGUCGCGCAGUAGAAAUAUGGUGAUAAAUACUGCAAAAUAAGUAUUGAAUUUAUCAUAUUGUGAAUAUUUUUUAUCUUUGUACACUUUUCUCAAGAUUGAUUUUCUUGAUAUAUUUUGGUUCAUCAGAUCUGGAGGCAUGCAACUUUAAUAUAACACAAGUUUCAAUAAUGGAAAUUUGAUUGAAACAGUUUUAUUAGUUUCGUAAAACUAUUUUAUGAAAAAAUACAUUUGCGGUAUCUUUUC